Carlito syrichta (Philippine tarsier) is the source of this 6864-nucleotide messenger RNA. RefSeq names its product natural killer cell triggering receptor (gene NKTR). Bases 131 to 4447 code for a protein of 1438 amino acids. Gene Ontology annotation, molecular function: peptidyl-prolyl cis-trans isomerase activity. Gene Ontology annotation, cellular component: nucleus. The transcript has 17 exons. NCBI's taxonomy places the organism in Eukaryota, Metazoa, Chordata, Mammalia, Primates, Tarsiidae. Gene Ontology annotation, biological process: protein peptidyl-prolyl isomerization; protein folding. The record is from RefSeq and is a predicted model, not a curated record.
GCCGGGCUGGAGGAGGAGGUGGCGUUCCGUUAGUGGGGUUGAGUUCUGGCUGCGGUGGUGGCUCCUUCUCUGCCCGCCGGGAUCCGCUCAGGCUGGAGGCCAGCCAGCUCUUGCCGCCACCUCGGUCGCGAUGGGGGCGCAGGACCGGCCGCAGUGCCACUUCGACAUCGAGAUCAACCGCGAGCCGGUUGGUCGCAUUAUGUUUCAGCUUUUCUCAGACAUAUGUCCAAAAACUUGCAAAAACUUCCUUUGCCUAUGCUCAGGAGAGAAAGGCCUUGGGAAAACAACUGGGAAGAAGUUAUGUUAUAAAGGUUCUACAUUCCAUCGUGUGGUUAAAAACUUUAUGAUUCAGGGUGGGGACUUCAGUGAAGGUAAUGGAAAAGGUGGAGAAUCAAUUUAUGGUGGAUAUUUUAAAGAUGAAAACUUUAUUCUCAAACAUGACAGAGCGUUCCUUUUGUCAAUGGCAAAUCGAGGGAAACAUACCAAUGGUUCCCAGUUUUUCAUCACCACAAAACCUGCUCCACACCUGGAUGGGGUGCAUGUUGUCUUUGGACUGGUUAUUUCUGGUUUUGAAGUAAUAGAACAAAUUGAAAAUCUGAAAACUGAUGCUGCAAGCAGACCAUAUGCAGAUGUGCGAGUUAUUGACUGUGGGGUACUUGCCACAAAAUCAACAAAAGAUGAAUCAUCUUCAGAAAGUGAAAUUGAACAUGAGAGAAGCAGAAGAAGGAAACAUAAGAGGAGGCCAAAAGUUAAACGUUCAAAAAAGAGACGAAAGGAAACAAGCAGUUCAGAAGAGCCAAGGAAUAAACAUAUAGUAAGCCCAAAAGGUCACUCUGAGAGGAGUGAUACCAAUGAAAAAAAGUCAGUUGAUUCAAAUGCUAAAAGGGAAAAACCUGUGGUCCGCCCCGAAGAGAUUCCUCCAGUGCCUGAGAACCGAUUUCUAUUGAGAAGAGAUAUGCCUAUUGUUGCUGUGGAACCUGAACCGAAGAUUCCUGAUGUUGCACCCAUUGUAAGUGAUCAGAAACCAUCUGUAUCAAAGUCUGGACGGAAGAUUAAGGGAAGGGGCACAAUUCGCUAUCAUACGCCUCCAAGAUCAAGAUCCUGUUCUGAAUCAGAUGAUGAUGACAGCAGUGAAACUCCUCCUCACUGGAAAGAGGAAAUGCAGAGAUUAAGAGCAUACAGACCACCUAGUGGAGAAAAAUGGAGCAAAGGAGAUAAGUUAAGUGACCCAUGUUCAAGUCGAUGGGAUGAAAGAAGCCUGUCCCAGAGAUCCCGAUCAUGGUCCUACAAUGGAUAUUAUUCAGACCUUAGUACAGCAAGACACUCAGAUGGUCACCAUAAAAAGCGCAGGAAAGAGAAAAAGCUUAAGCAUAAAAAGAAAGGUAAAAAGCAGAAACACUGCAGAAGACACAAACAGACCAAGAAAAGAAGGACUGUUGCAUUGUCUGACAUAGAAUCCUCAAAAUCUUCCACUCAGAGAAUGAAAUCCUCUUGUGAUAGAGAAAGGAGCUCUCGGUCCUCCUCGUUAUCGUCUCAUCAUUCAUCAAAGAGGGACUGGUCUAAAUCUGAUAAAGAUAUCCCGAGCUCUUUAACCCAUUCCAGCAGAGACUCGUAUAGAUCAAAAUCUCACUCACGGUCUUUUUCUAGAGGAAGCUCAAGGUCAAGAACUGCAUCAAAGUCCUCAUCACAUUCUCGAAGUAGAUCAAAGUCUAGGUCUAGUUCUAAGUCUGGGCACCAAAGGACAGCAUCAAAAUCACCAGUGAGGACAGCUUCUCAGUUAAAUGAAAAUAAACCAGUUAAGUCAGAACCUUUAAGAGCAACAGUGCCACAAAAUGAAAACGUAGUAGUACAACCAGUGGUAGCAGAAAAUAUUCCUGUAAUACCAUUGAGUGACAGUCCCCCCCCUUCAAGGUGGAAGCCUGGCCAGAAACCUUGGAAACCUUCUUAUGAGCGAAUUCAGGAAAUGAAAGCUAAAACGACCCAUUUGCUGCCCAUCCAAAGCACUUACAGUUUAGCAAAUAUUAAAGAGACUGGUAGUUCAUUGUCCUAUCAUAAAAGAGAAAAAAAUUCAGAAAGUGAUCGGAGUGCUUAUUCAAAAUACAGUGAUAGAAGUUCAGAAAGUUCACCAAGGUCAAGGAGCAGAUCUUCUAGGAGUAGAUCUUAUUCCAGAUCAUAUACAAGAUCACGUAGUCUGGCUAGUUCACAUUUAAGGUCUAGGUCUCCAUCAUCUAGAUCUCAUUCACGAAAUAAAUACAGUGAUCAUUCACAGUGUAGUAGAUCAUCUUCAUACACUUCUGUUAGCAGUGAUGAUGGAAGACAAUCCAAGAGGAAACUUAGAUCCAGUAGGAAAAAAAAUAGUGCUUCAAAUAAAAGGCACAGCAGCAGCUCCGAAAAGAUGCUUCGCAGUAAAUAUGCAAAAGGCAGAAGCAGGUCUUCCUGUCAGAGGAAGUAUAGUGAGAGCAGGUCGUCUUUAGAUUAUUCUUCAGACAGUGAGCAGUCAAAUGUUCAGGCUACACAGUCUGCCCAGGAAAAAGAGAAGCAGGGCCAGAUGGAAAGAGCAAAUGAUAAACAAGAAAAAAACAGAAAAGAGAAAUCCAAGCCUGAACGGGAAUGUCAACAUUCAAAAAAAAGAACUUUGAAAGAGAAUCUUUCUGAUCACUUCAGACAUGGCAGUAAGCCCAAAAGAAAGAAUUAUGCUGAGAGUAAAUGGGACUCUGAAUCAAAUUCAGAACAAGAGGUAACUAAAAACAGUAAAAAUGAUUCCCAACCAUCCUCUGACAAGGAAGAAGGUGAGGCCACAUCGGAUUCUGAAUCAGAGGUUAGUGAAAUUCACAUCAAAGUCAGACCCACAACAAAACUGUCAGCAAGUACCUCACUGCCUGAGGAUAAUGGUGUUUGGAAAUCAAGCAGACAAUGUUCAUCAACUUCUGAUUCUGAGGGGUCCUAUUCCAAUUCCGAAAACCACCGAAGAAAGCCACAGAAGCACAAACAUCGUGGGUCUAAGGAAAACAUUAAAAGGGAACACACCAAAAAAGUGAAAGAGAAAUUGAAAGGGAAAAAAGACAAAAAGCACAAGGUUCCCAAACGAAAACAAGCAUUUCACUGGCAGCCUCCACUAGAAUUUGGUGAAGAGGAGGAGGAGGAGAUUGAUGAAAAGCAAGUUACUCGGGAGUCAAAAGAGAAAAAAGUUUCUGAAAAUGGUGAAAACAUAAAAGAUAAUAUUCUAAAACCUGAGAAGUCCUGUGAAGAGGGCAACCUUUCAGGAAAACAUCCUACAGUGACUAUUUCAUCAGAUCAUGAUCAGGUUACUAAAGAUAAUAGUAAACUCAGUGUUUCUCCCACAGCUGUAAAUACUGAGGAAAAUGUUGCCAUUUCUCCUCAAAACAUUCAGCAUACUGAAGAAAGUGUAGUGGAGGAUGUGCUUCAAACAGAUGACAACAUGGAGAUUUGUACUCCUGAUAGGAGUUCUCCAGCAAAGGUAGAAGGAGCUUCCCCUCCAGGAAAUUCACAGCUUGACACUCCAGAUAGAAGCAUUGUUCUGAAGCAGGAUAUGCAAACUGAGCAUCCUGAAGCAGGGACAGUAAAACAGGAAAGCAGAAUGUCUGAAAGCAAAGUGGUAAGUGAAGUAGGAAAGCAGGAUGGCAGCUCUGCUAGCUCAGCUAGUGCUGGAGAAAGUACUGGGAAGCAGGAGGUGGCUGAGAAGAGCCAGAUCAGCCUCAUGAAUAAGAAAUGGAAGCCUCUACAAGGUGUGGGGAACCUGGCAGCACCUACUACUACUACGUCCAGUGCUGUGGAAGCUAAGGCUUUGACCACUGUGUCUGAAAUGAAACCACAAGGCUUGAGAAUAGAAAUUAAAAGCAAAAAUAAGGUUCGGCCUGGGUCUCUCUUUGAUGAAGUAAGAAAGACAGCACGCUUAAACCGGAGACCAAGAAAUCAGGAGAGUUCAAGUGAUGAACAGACACCCAGUCGGGAUGGUGAUAGCCAGUCUAGGAGUCCAAGUAGAUCUCGAAGUAAAUCUGAAACCAAAUCAAGACACAGAACAAGGUCUGUCUCCUAUAGUCACUCAAGAAGUCGAUCAAGAAGUUCUACAUCUUCUUAUCGAUCAAGAAGCUACUCUAGAAGUAGGAGCAGAGGAUGGUACAGCAGAGGCCGAACCAGAAGCCGAAGCAGUUCCUACCGUAGUUACAAAAGUCACAGGACGUCCAGCAGGAGCAGAUCCAGGAGCAGCUCAUAUGAUCCCCACAGUCGGUCCAGCAGGUCCUACACUUACGACAGCUACUAUAGCAGGAGUCGGAGUCGAAGUAGAAGCCAAAGGAGUGAUAGUUACCAUCGAGGCAGAAGUUACAAUCGCCGGUCCAGGAGUUGUAGAUCUUAUGGCUCUGACAGUGAAAGUGACCGAAGUUACUCUCAUCACCGGAGCCCCAGUGAGAGCAGCAGAUAUAGUUGAAGACACCAUUUUUUGAUAUGAAUGAUACCUUAUUUGUAAAUAUCUGGUAACUUAAAAGUUUAAGAAACUUAAUGGCAAUCUUUUGUUCUAUUUCAAUAUUAGAGAUGAAUUUCAAAGAUAGGCAUUUCUUAAUUGUUAUUCAUUUACAUGUGCGCAGAAGAAUCUAAAAUACAGAUAUAUCUCCUAAAAAUAUUUUUAUGCCACAUUUUACAGUAGCCAACUAUGGAAAUGAAUUUCAUUUUCUUGAAUCAAGAAAUCAUGAAAUUUAUCUAAGUAUAAUCUGCAAUAUUAUUUUAGGACUAUUUCUCUCCAUCACACGUAUUCCUUAGAAUACAGAUUCUUUUUUCCUGUUUUUCUGGGUUUAGCAUAUAUACUGCCAAGUGUAGAACUGUGAAGAAGAACUGUUAAAGGCGGCCAAAUAUUUAUAUACUGAUCACAGAGUCUUGUACAUAUGUGUUCUAAAAACAAACUACCCAGAAUUGAUACUGUUGGUAGCCAGGAGUAUAAGGCAGUGGCUCUGGAGUUCUUAAUGCAUUCCUUUCUUCCUUUGCUGUUUCAGAGGAUCAGGAAAGUGGUCAUCAGAUAACCCACACAGGCUGUAUUACCUCAGGCUGGUGGGCAAGGUUCAGAAGAGUAAAUCAGCCUUAACUAUAAAUACCUGCACUGUCUCACAGGACUGAAUGCUUUAUGUUCUUUCUAAUGAAUACUAUCAGAAGUUUAGAUUAUAAAAAACAAUUCUAUUCUAGUUCAUGCUUUGGUGCUUAGUACCUUUUGGUGCUUCUUAAAGCAUUAUUCUUAUAUACCAUACAUUAGAAUACCAUAACACAGAAAAAUGAACAAAAUGUUUUAAAUAACUGGCACCAAAAAUGGUUUCUUCUGUACUGUCAUCAUUUUGAAUAUUUGGGGGACUUCUCUCAAGCACAGGUUGGGGUCCCCUGGAGCAGGCAGGUUUGGCAGUCGGAGGUGUGUGGCCACCCAGGUUUACUGCAUGUGUGUGCCUCUGGACAAUGGAUUAAAGAAUGGACUUCAAAAAUAACUUUAAAAUCUAACUGCCACCAUCCUGGAAACAUUUUGCAGGGCUUUCUUUAAGUCUUUCAAGUAAGGGAUAUACCACAACAGCAGCUGGACUAUGUUCUAACCAGCAUGGUUUUCCUAUUUCUGCUAUGACCUAUGCUGGCUUAGUGAAACCUUGCAUGACCUGAGUAAACCCAGGACAAGAAACAAGGGAAGCAGGGUGGGGAUACUGCAUAAAUUAAACAUUUUCAUGGCUUUGGGUGGUUCCUCCAAAAAUAAUUUAACCUGUAAAAACAGUUUGGGUUUGUUUUUGUUUUUUAAUCUUUGAGUUUUUUUCCCCAAGUGUACUUAAUCACCUUAGUGCCAGUAUAAUCCAGUUAUGCAGAAGAAAUUCAUAUGGCAUGUUUGGUGUAGAACUCUUCUGCACUAUCCUACUCCAGGUCCUAUCUGGUAUAUUUGAGAAGUGGGAAAGAGCCCCCAUGUGGAGGAAUCUGACAACCCUUGAUGGAUGCAGGAGUGACCUUGGAUGUAUUAAAACUAUCACCUAUAGAGCAUAUGAAAACAAGGUUAGGUGGUCAGUUGUUUGCCAAGUUGAUAGGUAAAAAGUACAUUGAAAAACAAGACUUAAGUCAAAAAAAACUUGAUAAUGAAUAUAGAAUGAUAUGUAAUUCAUAUUAAGGGAUUUCAAAGGUUGCCUGUAAUGGAGAAUAUUAGUACUACUCAGUGGCAAAAAAAGGCAUUCAGAACUUAAACAGAAACUGCCAAAUCUAAUUAGGUUAAGAAAAGUUACCCUUGGGCAGCGUAUUAGUUUUCUAUUGUUGUGUGACAAAUUACCCCAAAUUUAGCAGCUUAAAACAACACCCAUUUAUCAGUUCACAGUUCUGUAGCUCAUGGGGUCCAGCACUGUAUGACUGGAUUCUCUGCUCAGGGUCUCACAAGACUGAAAUCAAGGGUUGGCAGGGCAACAUUCCUUCAUGGAGGCUCUAGGGAAGAAUCUGCUUCUAGGCUCAUUUAAGUUGUUGGCAGAAUGCAGGUCCUUCCUGGCUCUCAGCCAUGUGUCUCUCAGCUCUUUAAGGCUGCCUGCAUUCCUUCUUGUGUGGUCCCUUCCAUCUUCAAACCAACCUUCAAAUCCUGGUUUCUCAUGCUUCAAAUCUUUCUACCUUCCUUCUCUGUUUUGGGUCCCUAUGAUUAACUGAAACCCAGAGAGGUUGAUUGUGCCAUAGAACAUAAAAAUCACAGGAGUGGUAUCACAACUCAUCACAUUAAUAGCAUCUGGGGAUUCGCUCAUGAAAUGGGGAGGACAUUUCCAAAUUCUGCCUAUCACAGGCAAUAAGUGUGCCCAUCUCUGCUGCAGGUGGAAUUUUUUUUUUUUUGAGUUGGAGUCUCACUCUGUCACCCAGACU